AUCUUAUUUCAUCAUUACUUGUUAAUGUACAUUGCCAUAUAACUUAGAUCAUUGAUAAAUGUCAUGGACAUCAAAUGCCCCAAAAUGAAACUUUUGCUACUUGGCCUUGGCUACACGGCUAGAACGUUAAUUGGGGUGGGGUAGUGUGCUGACUAUUCAUAUAUUUAGAAGUGUCCGACCGGUUUUUUUGAAGCUAAUUCACUUUUAAAAGAACUCCGUCGGACAAAACUGCGUUUAUUAAUAUACACCAUAUAAUUGACGUUCUAGCUAAGGCCAUGAUUCCUAACCUUAUCAUUCAAUGAAGGAAUGUGGUGAAGCGGAGUUGUGAUGUUCCUGACAUUAGCGUCCAGACUCUAGCGUCCAGAAUCACCGUUAUUGCGGGUUUGACUUUAAACAAGCAUUGUCCAAUUUUCGGCCAGCCAAUUACGAUCCUCACAUUUCAGACUUCUCGAAGCGGACAGGUUUUUUCAAGCAAAGGCAAUCUACACACCUUUUUACAAGCUGAAGCAAACUGUAAGGUGCCGUAAUUUCCGUUUCUCGGUAACUUCCGGAAUGGUUGAAGUUUAGCCAUCGAAUUUUGCACAUUCAUAAAAAUUAAAAGUAUUGUGAUGAACAUAGUGUGAACAUGAAUAAUAUGAGCUAAUUUGCAACAUUGGUAAAUGUAUAAACGUGGUACAUAAUGUCAAUGUGAAAUGUAAAAGUGUAUUAAGAUUUCUUGGCUAAGGUGUGUUUUGAAAUGGCUCGAGCGCGCUUUUUACCAUGUCACGUGUAGCAAUUGGUGAAUGUCGUUGAUUUAUUCGAAAUAUGUACUCCACUAUGCUUCGAUGUUCAGCGUCUUACAUCAAGAAUAUGUGUUAUAUGUCCAAUAUUGUUUAUAAUAUAAAUAAACACGGUAUGUUUAUGAGCUCAUUAUCAUCGAGUACAAAGGAUUCGUUGCCACAAACAGUCAAAACAAUAGAAAGUUAUUUGAAGCAGAAAGACAUAGAAUACCAACAUGGUCAUACAACUAUUAUAGCAAAAUGUCCCUUUUGUGUAACUACAAACAGUGCGACAUCAAGGAAGCAAGGUGGAAAGGAAUCUUACAGCUUGUUUGUAAACAAAACAACUGGUUCUAAUGUGUGCAAUACAUGUGGUGUAUCGGGAACAUGGAGUCAACUUAAGUUGUGGAUAAGUGAGAAAAAGCAUCCUUUGAAUGAAGAAAAGAGUGAAAUAACAGCAAGUAAUGAUAACCCAGGAACCCUUGAGAAAGUUGUACAUCUUUGGAAAAAUACAAAACCUUUUGAUGAAUGUACAGACUCGUUAAGAAAAUAUAUUUUGAGAAAAAUUGAAAUACAGUCAUUGUCAUCUGAAACCAUGAAGCUGUACAAGGUUCACACCAUACUGAACAAGUUUUCGUCUCCGGAUGGCUCUCAAAAGCAGCAACUAUGUCUUGCGUUUCCAUGGUUUAAUUACGAGAGAGAUAAGUUGUGCGGGAUAAAGCUUUUUAAGGUGCGAACGAAAGAGGAAGAUGUUGCACUGGAACCAAGACAUGGUUUACCCAGCGUGUUUGGAUGGCAUACUGUACCGACGAACGCCAGAGAGAUUGUUCUUACGGCAGAUGAGUUUGACGCAAUGGCUGUAUUUCAGGCAACGUCAUCUCCUGCCAUUUCGCUUCCAUUAGGACUUUCAUCAUUGCCUCCCGAAGUGCUUCCACACCUUGAGCAAUUCGAAAAAAUCAUUUUAUGGUUUCGAAAUGACGUCAGAUCAAGACAGGCUGCGAACAGUUUCGCACGAAAACUAAAUAUUCAACGAUGCCAUUUUGUGAGAACGGAUAACAAUGGACCAGUCAGCGCUCUGGAUGCUUUAAAUAAAGGCUGUGAUCUGAAGUCAAUUCUCUCCAAAUCUCAAGCAGCCAGUCAUGAGAAAAUCGUCACAUUUCAACAGCUUCGUGAUGACGUGUACAAUGAGUUACGUAACGCUGAUCAAGUUGCAGGAGUAAAGUGGUCUCGAUAUCCAAAACUCUCCCAGAUUUUAAAAGGUCACCGUCGUGGUGAACUCACCGUGUUUACUGGAGGGACUGGAACUGGUAAAACGACAUUGCUCAGUGAACUUUCUUUGGAUCUUUGCAUUCAAGGGGUAAACACAUUAUGGGGAAGUUUUGAAGUACGUAAUGUAAGAUUGGCAAAGGCAAUGCUGAGUCAGUUUUCAGGCUUGAAUCUUGAGAAGAAUUUACUUCAGUAUAACUACUGGGCAGAGAAAUUUGAUAUGCUUCCAAUGUAUUUUAUGAGCUUUUAUGGCGCACAAAAUUUACAAGAUGUUAUUGAGACAAUGUCUCAUGCAGCUUACGUGUAUGACAUAGAACAUGUUAUAGUGGAUAAUCUUCAGUUUAUGAUAUCAAAUGCUUACAGUCCAGAUCGCUUUCACGCGCAAAAUGUAGCAAUAGCUGAGUUUCGAAAGUUUGCAACAUCCAAGAAUGUUCACGUGACGAUUGUUAUUCAUCCAAGGAAGGAAAGUGACGAUGCAGAGCUACAAACAGCCUCAAUUUUUGGUUCUGCAAAAGCUAGUCAAGAGGCAGACAAUGUCGUUAUUUUGCAGGAUAAAAAGGGGAAGAACGGUGGAAAGUAUUUGCAGGUGACUAAGAAUCGUUUUGAUGGAACGCUCGGUAAAGUUUUCUUAGAUUUUGACCCCGAUUCACUUACUAUGUCGUCUUAUCAGAACAAGAAUUCUUCACUUGUGCCUUCAAGAAAAGAAAAUAAAUUUUUAAGAAGUGUGAAACCUUCAAAAACCUAUUUUGGCGGGAAACGAGGUGGACAAACCAAAGAUGAUAACGAAAGCUUCAAAAUUUCAAGUGAGAUAGAGCCUGGCAAAGAAAAUUCAACACACCAAUAUAUUCAUGAAGUCGGUGAGUCCAAAACAUUCUCAGUUGAGGAGAGAUUAAAGGAUUCAAAAAACGAAAAUCAAAAGUUCAAAGCCUUGCAAAUCACAGUAAAUGACAAAAACACCACUACAAAAUCACAGAACAAGAUGGCGUUACCAAAAAAUCGUUCAAGCGGUUCAAGUUUAAAAGAACCAUACGCUACAGAAAGAAGCGAUAAAGCUAAAUAUGAAAUUAAAAAUGGUGUGACUUUUCAGUCAAAUUCUGAAAACAAAAACGAUGAUACAAAUAGGAAGAAUUUACAUGAAAAUUCAGUUCUCACGGCAAAGUCAUUGGUAAAAGUUGAAAGAAACGACAAUCCAAAUGGGACAACUUUAAAAUCAAAAGCCACUCGUUUCUCCGCUGACCAACUUAGUCGCCGAUCUUUAACUAGCAAGAAAAUAUCCGUAAAACAACUUGAUAUAAACAAAGUAUACUUGCAGUGAUGUUAAAUACUAACAAAUUCCUAGAUUUUAUGUAAUUGUAGAACCCGAGAAGAUAUGUGUAUUGUUUUCAGAGUGGUCUAAUUCCAAACUAGUUCAUAAAUAAAACGUCUUCUAAGUAGCUACUCGAAA
Xenia sp. Carnegie-2017 is the source of this 3468-nucleotide messenger RNA. Its product is annotated as twinkle mtDNA helicase-like. The transcript has 16 exons. Gene Ontology annotation, molecular function: single-stranded DNA binding; 5'-3' DNA helicase activity; ATP binding. The record is from RefSeq and is a predicted model, not a curated record. Bases 805 to 3339 code for a protein of 844 amino acids. Gene Ontology annotation, biological process: mitochondrial DNA replication. Gene Ontology annotation, cellular component: mitochondrion. NCBI's taxonomy places the organism in Eukaryota, Metazoa, Cnidaria, Anthozoa, Malacalcyonacea, Xeniidae.